AUGUCAUUGCUCCUGCGUGUGUGUCUGCUGACAGGUGGUGGUGUGUUGUUGCCAGGGACGUCCGGCGUGGACCUGUCGCGGUCUCUGCUCGCCGUGGCUGACCGGCUGAGCGAGCUGCGGGGGCCCGUGGGGGGCGCGGCCACCGUGCUGCUGCUGCUCUGCUACAGCUCCUCGCUGUCCGACGCCGACCUGCAGGCGGCCGCCGACCAGCUCAGCGCCAUCAACGCCUCCUUCCCGGAGCUGGCGAUGGUGGCGGUGACGUCGGAUGUGAACGCCGGCCGCUUCCAGCCGCUGGUGGGCGACGCCGGUCCCGUGUUGGUGGCGCCGGACAGCCGGGCCGAGACGGUGGUCCCUCUGGUCACGCAGCACCUCUCCACAGUGCCUGGCAGACUGGUGCCCAGCUCCUGUGGCUCAGCGACUGUGGGGCAGAGCAGCGAACUGGAGCUCUACCUGACGCCCGGGCUCACCACGCGCAUGCGCAUGCAGCCGCAGUAUCUGUCUCCCGGCUCAACAGUCACACUGCAGGUGCAGAGCGCCGGCUACGGCGUGGUGCGCGCCUGUCUCACCAGCGAGGGCGUCGCCGCCAGCACGGCCAGCGUCAGCGAGGGCCGCGCCGCCGUCGAGGGCUGCGCCGAGCUGUCCGGGGGCAGCGUGUCUCUGAACGCCACCGCCAGGGGCGCGCCGCUGCUGCUCGCGCUCACGCCCACCAGCAGCCUGCACAAGUGCGCAGAGGACGACUGCCGCUUCCCGGACCAGGUGCGGGUGACAGUCCGCCACAGCGGACUCGUAUGUCCCGGUGAUCGGCAACUGUCCGCCGCGCCCGGCGCCUCGCUUCCCGGGAUACUCACACUCGCUCUGGCGGCGCUGCUGUCUCUGCUGCUGACAGCGGGGAGUCCCCGCACCUGACACCCAGCGCCAGCGUUCAGCACUCGAUGCCGGCGUCUACGAGGCACGGUUUCUGCGUCAGUGGCCUCGCACCUCUCAGGAAUUUCUGCGGUUCCUCAUCACUCAUUCGCUGUCACCCAUACUCUUGUUAAUUUAUAGUUGGUCGUGUUGGAUGUUUUUUCUACUACAUAGUUAUCAUAGUUUUCUUUUUCUACCAUUGACAACGUAUUCCUGGGGACAGCAUUUACUGAGAUAUUUGUGCAACAGAAAGCUACCCUGGUACAGUUUACCACAGUGCAUCUACUGGGAGAGAGUUUCCAGAAGUGAACAGACGUACGACAAUUGCUUACAGUGUCAUCAGGAGACAUGUGGAGAAAAUUUUUUAUAUCUCUGAGGAAAAGGAAUCACUUACAACAUUAUACCCGUUGCCAUCGUUACGACUGUGGUCAUAUAUGUACAUCUCUGUAUACCAUAGAUGCAGCAGCCAUAAUUUGCAUACUGUGUUGCUCCCUGUUACCGAAGUAAAUGCUUCACAAAAUUUUCACGAGUUUAGCUUGUCAUGCUGACGACUAGCUGACGACACCGAACCGGCACACCAGUGAUAUAUGAAAGCCAAGAACGAUAUCCACACGAUUGAAGCCCUGGUCUGG
Messenger RNA from Schistocerca serialis cubense, 1535 nucleotides. RefSeq lists its product as uncharacterized. NCBI's taxonomy places the organism in Eukaryota, Metazoa, Arthropoda, Insecta, Orthoptera, Acrididae. The transcript has 5 exons. The record is from RefSeq and is a predicted model, not a curated record. The coding region runs from base 1 to 906 and encodes 301 amino acids.